AUGCCACAUAACGACGCCCUUGUCAUCAGCAUUCAGAUCGCUCAGGCCAUGGUCGACCGAAUCCACGCAGACGAGGGUAGCGCAGCCAAUAUCCUACAACUGGCGGUCAUCCAACAGAUGGGCUUGGAGACAAAGAUCAACAACUUAGCUAGAUCGUUGACUGGCUUUAAUGGUGCAACAACGGUUAAUGUGGGCACGAUAGACCUCGACGUCUACUCCCCGCCUGUAAUUAGCUCACAAACAUUCAUGGUCAUUAAUGAGGUCUCACCCUACAACGGCAUCCUGGGCAAACCAUGGAUUGGCAAGAUCAAUGCCAUCACCUCCGCCACACAUCAAAAAAUUCGAUACCCAAUUCCUGGGGGCGGUGUCGGCCAAAUCAACAGCGAUCAAGCAAUGGCGAGGAAAUGCUCUGCCCAAGGGUUGAAAAAAGGCAAACAAGUGCAGUUCCUCCCUGUGAGCCAGGCAGAUCUGGAGGAGGUUGAGCAACCGAAUCUUGCUAUCUUAUAG
Messenger RNA from Prunus persica (peach), 507 nucleotides. RefSeq lists its product as uncharacterized. The record is from RefSeq and is a predicted model, not a curated record. NCBI's taxonomy places the organism in Eukaryota, Viridiplantae, Streptophyta, Magnoliopsida, Rosales, Rosaceae. The transcript has a single exon. The coding region runs from base 1 to 507 and encodes 168 amino acids.